Arctia plantaginis is the source of this 2733-nucleotide messenger RNA. The record is from the annotation of a GenBank genome assembly. NCBI's taxonomy places the organism in Eukaryota, Metazoa, Arthropoda, Insecta, Lepidoptera, Erebidae.
AUGAAGCUGUUAAAACCCAGUUGGGUCAAUCAUGAUGAUAAACCAAUAUUUUCUAUUGAUAUUCAUCCAACGGGGAAGCGGUUUGCAACCGGAGGACAGGGCGGAGACUCCGGCAGGGUUGUGGUUUGGAACUUAAAUCCAGUUUUAUUUGCAGCAGUUGAAGUGGAUCCCAAUGUUCCCAAAAUGCUAUGUCAAAUGGAUAAUCACUUAGCCUGUGUUAACUGCGUGCGAUGGAGUAACGGUGGCAAAUACCUAGCUUCAGGGGGUGAUGACAGACUAGUGAUGGUGUGGGGUCUCAGUGUGGCCCCUAGUACACCGGGCAAGCAUAAAGCUGAAACGUGGAGGUGUCUGGCUACAUUGAGGGGUCAUGCGGGGGAUGUCCUUGAUUUGGCAUGGUCACCACUAGACAAAUGGCUAGCCAGCUGCAGUGUGGAUAACUCCAUCAUUAUAUGGAAUGCAGAGAAAUUUCCAGAAAUGGUUUGUGUGCUCAAUGGGCACACUGGGCUUGUUAAAGGAGUUGCAUGGGAUCCUGUUGGCAAAUAUUUAGCAUCACAAUCUGAUGACAAAUCGUUGAGGGUGUGGAAGACAGCAGAUUGGGCUCAAGAAAUCACCAUCACAGAACCCUUUGAAGAGUGUGGAGGUACAACUCACGUCCUUCGGCUGUCAUGGUCGCCCGACGGACAGUACGUGCUGUCUGCGCAUGCGAUGAACGGCGGUGGACCCACCGCGCAAGUCGUAGAGCGAGACGGAUGGAGGUGCGACAAGGAUUUUGUAGGACACCGGAAAGCUGUAACAUGUGCUCGAUUCAACAACAACAUAUUUGUGAAGGAAGGCAAGAAGUGUUGCUGCGCUGCGGUUGGCUCCCGUGACAGGGCGCUCAGCAUCUGGCUCACGUCUCUCAAGCGACCCCUCGUCGUAGUACACGACCUCUUCAGUGAUAGCGUCCUGGACCUGUCCUGGAGCUCUGAUGGCUUAAAUUUGUUGGCGUGCAGUUCUGAUGGUACAGUUGCGUGUAUACAGUUCACAAAUAAGGAGAUCGGCACACCACUUACGAUUGAUGAAAAGAAUGCAUUUUAUGAGAAGAUUUAUGGGAAAUGCCUGGCCAAUGAGUCUGGAGGUGAUUUAUCAUCCAACCUUCUUGUGGAAUGUCCAGAAAUUCUAUUGGCUAGAGAGAAGCAGGAGGCCAAAAAAGAGGCAGCUAAAGAGGAAACAACGCCUAAGAGUGAUAAAUCACAACCAAAGAGUCUGCUUAGUCCCUCGGCGGGAUCAAGUAGUAUAUUAUCGACCCCUCUUCGCCCUAUGGAUAGACAGAUCGAAACGCGCACGUCGGACGGAAAGAGACGUAUUACUCCAGUAUUCAUACCACUUACCCAUGCUGAUGCUAAUGAAUCCUUGGGUUCCCAGCCGGGUGGCACAGAGAACUGCUUCAGCACAUCGUCCCAGAGCAAGUCGCGGAUACGCGUGGAGGUGCGCGACGACAUCGUCAUACAUCCCAACGUCAGCAACCACGCCACCUCCACACAGCACAACACGUCCAAGACCAGCGACAGUGGACUGGACCAGCGCCUGCGCUCGCGAGGAGGGGGCCCCCUGCCGGGGCCCCGCGCGGCCGAGCUGUCGGCGCGGCGCGAGAGCGCUGCGGCCCCGGCUCAGCCCACGACGGGGGCCCCCGCCGCCCCGGGCCCCGCGCCGCUGGCGCUACCGCCGCCCGCCCUCGGCACUGCGGGGCCCAUCGUCAGGGCCGCCGGACAGUACCGGCUACAGGUUAUAAACAAAGCAUUCAACACACAUUACGGCACACUAUCGCGAUUGCAACUGCUUCCCAUUAAUUCAGCCUCAAGUGAUCCAGUGUGGGAGACCUAUUUAGGUUCUCCGGUGACGUGUAUCUCGUGCGACGCGCGCUGGGCGUGCGUGUCGUGCGCAGACGGCACGCUGCACGUGUGGCAGCUGGCGCGCCCGCACGCCGCGCGCGCUCUGCCGCCCAUCGCUCUGAUGUCUCAAGCAGCUAAGCUCACGUUGUCUGGAGACACGUUGGCGGUGGUGACGACGUCGGCCGAGCUGGCAAUGUGGGACCUCGCCACGUCCGCCUGCGUCAUACGACCGCUGUGCUUUAGGUCCCUGUUAUCUCAUGGAGUGAUUGUUACAAAUUGUACACUCCUGGAAGAUGGCAACCCUAUGAUUUCGUUAAGUAACAGCAAAAGUUAUAUUUAUAGUAAACAGUUAUGCGCAUGGGUGGUGUGGGCGGACGCGAGCGACCCCGUGUGGCGCUGCAGCGGGGGCGCGGGCGGGGCGGCGCGGGGCGGGGGCGGCGCGCGCGGGGCCAGCCCCCACCCCCGGCACCGCCUGCCGCGCGCCAGGCCACCGGCGCUCUGCAACAGCAGCGUGGUGUGGGGCGCGGCUCGCAGCUGGCUGGAGGCGCAGGUCGCGUCCAGCCUGCACCUGCGCCUGCCCAAGGACUACCGCCACUGGCUCACCGAGCUCUUCGACCAUCUCGUCAGCCACGGCACUGAGGACCAGCUACGAACGAUAUUAGACGACAUGCUGGGCCCCAACCACUGUACCUCAACACCUAAGAAAUGGCAAUCUUCAAUAUUGGGUAUAAAAAAACACGAUCUCCUUGAAGAGAUGCUGUCUCUCCUGGUGAGGCAACUCCGUUGGCAGCGUUUGUACGCUGAGUACUCCGAUCAACUCACCGAACUCAAAUCAAACGCGAUGGUCGUCAAUGGACACUGA